Molecule: messenger RNA, 1887 nt
Organism: Lingula anatina
Lineage: Eukaryota; Metazoa; Brachiopoda; Lingulata; Lingulida; Lingulidae
Biological process (GO): positive regulation of triglyceride storage; lipid storage
Cellular component (GO): lipid droplet; cytosol
Source: RefSeq, a predicted model, not a curated record
CAUCUCUGGAAGAGAGACGGUUCGCUUGAUACUUGAAACCAAGCACCAAUAAAAACAUGGCUCAAAUGGAGGAAGAGCCCUACACCUCUGAAGAAAGUUUUGCCACCAGACUUUCUUCUCUGCCGCUUAUCCAAUCUACGAAAGAAUGUUACAAUGAAUGCAAAGAGGGGAGCACUUUGUUCAACAUUGGUAGCACUAUGGUGGAAUACGGACUAGGAGCAGUGACAUGGACGACGAAGCCACUGCAGUUCGGCCUAUCUACUCUGUUCAAAUCUCAAGCAACCAGACUAGAAUGCGUGGCUUCACACUGCUUGGAUACGAUCGAAGAUAAUUAUCCAGUCACUCAGCAGCCAGUAAAAAAGAUCGGAAAACGCAUCAAACGGAGAAUGAUGGGCUACGUCAACUCGGGAACUCAAGCAAUCAUGACGUCCUCACUUGGCCAAGGGGCAAUCAACGGCCUAGACGUCCUCGUUACUGCAUCAGAGGUUGUUCUCAACAAGAUUGCACCUCGUAAGUCCCCUGACACUCAUACUUCCACCAUUGUACACAGUCCAUUAAAUGAGAAAAAUCCAACAAUUCAAGGCAGCGUCAAAGAAGACGAGAAGAAAGCAGCAGUCCCCAAGAAAACUGAGGCCUCCAUUCGUUCACCCAUCGAGAGCUUGUCAGAGCAUCAGCAGAGUGAAGACGUGCGAAGCCACUUGCUCACUUUUGCAACGUACCCUCUUCGCUGCGCGGUCGAGAUACUGAAGGCCAUUCAAGACUUCUUGCAUCAAAUGGAAUACGGCAAAGUAUGGUCGUCUACACACGUAUCGCCACAGAAACUUGCCGAAAUCCAGAGAAGGAGGAAAGUUUCCCCAAAAAAGCGACUCCCAAAACGUCCUUUCUAUCAACGACUGGCUGGUGCCGUACUUUCUGUCUUCUCGUUUGGGCAAGGGAAAAAGGAGCUUUCUAAACCCGUUCGGAUUCGCCGCCAGUUAGGCAGCGAGGAGGGAGAAGUCGACCAAAGACCCUGUUCUGCCAGUGACGACGCAGAAAGGAAACGAAAGCAUGAUGAUAUCGAAAGCGAAAGCGACUCGGAAUACUCUGAUGAUGAUGACUUUUAUGAUGAUGAUGACUAUGUUUCGGAGGAAGAUCCCGAUUAUGAGCCGUCGCGUGAAGGGAUCGCAGACGAUAGCCUGGAAUACCAGGAAGGAGAGACGGAGAGCGACGUCGAUCUUCAGGAAGAUGACAUGUCUCCAGCUGCGAGUCGAACGCGUUAUCAAAAUCGGAAAACUAAGUCCGGAUCAAGCCAAAAUGAAAAGAAAAAGGGCACAACCCCAAAGAAAGGAGAUAUCGUCAAUUCAAAAAACAGCAAACAGAAGGAACAAGCAAAGCCAGUAAAAGCUGCAGCCGAUUCAAAUACGUCGCCAAAAGUGACAUCAACUUCGAAUUCGGUAGAUUUUCCGCCGUUGUCGCACGUUACUGUGAAUGGUCAUAAGUGAAGACAAGAGUUGUAAGUCGCUGCAAAUCUCCCAGCAUCUACGUGGACUUCAAUCGGGUUGUCAUUUUUACAAUGUCACUUGACUAAUGGACAAAUAAGGUACAAGCUUUGUGAUGACCGUUUAUGUCCUGUUAUUUCGGAUUGUCGUAGCGAAUUGGAGAUAUGUCGUUGCCGGUGUUCGACAUCUUAUUUAUGUAUAAAUAUAUAUUGAUUUAAAGAGUUGUCAUUUUCAACAAACUUAUAUUUAUACAAUUUACUACACCCCAAUCAUUAUUUGCACGCAUGCAUUCAAUUCGUAUGUUCCUGAUUCUAUAUUUUUCCACCCGUGCGUUUGUUAAAUUUAAUAUCUUGAUCAGCAAAUGUAUUCGUUUCAAAAUUUAGGCUAAUAAAUGACACGAAACCGCAAA